Gallus gallus (chicken) is the source of this 11889-nucleotide messenger RNA. RefSeq names its product stabilin 1 (gene STAB1). NCBI's taxonomy places the organism in Eukaryota, Metazoa, Chordata, Aves, Galliformes, Phasianidae. Gene Ontology annotation, molecular function: calcium ion binding; hyaluronic acid binding. The transcript is spliced from 69 exons. Gene Ontology annotation, biological process: cell adhesion. Bases 3879 to 11825 code for a protein of 2648 amino acids. The record is from RefSeq and is a predicted model, not a curated record.
ACCCCUUUGUGAAAAGGGUCCUGCCUGGAAAAGAAUGAAAAUGCAUCCUCCUGGGUUGCUGCUUUUCUUCUUAGCAGCGUGCUUCGCUCCCACAGCCGACUGCGAGACUCCGAAGGUAAGUCUGCCACCCUUUGUUUAAAUGUUCCUCAAACAGUCCUUCACGUGCGUAUGUUUAUGUGUUACGGAACAGUCCUCUCCAACCUCUGUUCUUUAUGUGCAUUUUGCUAGGUGCAGAAUAGCGUGCAGAAUGGCAUGCAGAAUGGAACUUUCAGCCUGUAAAAUACAUUCUUUGCUCAUGGGCGGACACGUGUGUCACCUAAAGGGCAGAGCCAACAUUACGGCGGAAGCCAGUUGCUUGAAUUUUUGAUCAGUUUCAGUUUGUAUUUACCAUCAGCACUGAAUGCAAUGGUAGUGGUAGAAAAUCAUUGAGGAUCUUUGUCUUCUGCUGUUUUCUGUACCUCAGGCAUCUCUCAGCGCACAUCUGUAUGUGUCCUUGGAGAGUUUUCUAAAACGCUUCCAAAAAUCUCACUGAACAGUUGACGUGCAGCAGGGAGAAUACGUUUGUUUCAGGUACAUUUCCUUGCAGUUCACCACGGAGGAAUACCACAUACUUUCAGUGGGAAGGCUUCCUUCAAUUCCUCUAUCUCCACUCUUGUGUUUAGCACUUAGAAGAGCGCGGGAUGCCUUUGUGUGUCUAUGGUCUUGGUUCUGCAGUGUGUCAUCUCCCUUCCUGUUGGCUGGAAUUCACUCUGAUGUGUAUUUGUGUCACCUGCUGCCCUAGCCCUUGUCUCUAUUCUGCUGUUAAAGGAAUGGACCGGCCUACAAAGUCCGAAGCUGUGUGAGGCAUUUGGAAAUCCUCUUCCUUGGGCAUCUGAGCCAUGGGAGGGUUACCUUGUGUUGAAUCACAGAGAGUUUUGAAGGGAGUGGGCAGAUGUGCUAAGAUGGUUCUGAGUAUGGAAGACCUAAUUUAGGAAAGGCCAGAGUGCUGGAAGGAUGCUUCAGUGUCAGAAAUUUAGGUAGAAGCUUCUGUUUAUGUAUAUGGCACUUUCGUAGGCCAUACAAGGCUAAUUCAAGGGCCAUACGUGGCUAAUAAGCAUCUCAAUAAGGUAAGAACCUCAUGAACCUUUUGGACUUGGACCUUUUGGAUUUAUGUUGACUUGAGCAUAAGUAUGGUUUGAAGAAGUGUCUCUACUGGUGCUCACUGUUGGUCUGACAGCCCGAUUUCCAGACAAGCAGGUUCCAGUGUAUCAGUGCAUGCAGAGGCAGGGCUCCUUCAGCUGCUGCCAGCGGAAAUUUUGGUCUCUUCACUUUGAGACGUUGUUCAUUUCUAUAAUCCCUGAGGUGUCUGGCUGGGGGUGAAGCAGAUACAAUGUAGGUAAUGAGUGAUCACACAGAGAGAGGUGAAAUAUUUAUAGUCACCUCUUGAGCAGAUUAUUUACUCUGGGAAAAAUGACCUUUCAGAUUUCUUUUCCCAAAAGCUUCCUUCUUCUGGAGGAGGAGAAGAAACUCUUGAAAAGCUAUAACGGGAGGUAAGGAAAAACAAGGGUCUGGUGAAGUCUGCUCAGAUCACUUAGGAUGGCCACUGAAAGUGACUGGGAUAGAAGUGCUGAGGUGCCAUCAGAAGCCUCUGUCGCCUUGCAGGAGCUUUGCAGGGGCCAUUGAGAGAGAAAAGAGAGGUUUUGUGGCUGGUUUCCAGUGCUGUUAUCUCAGGGCUCUGAUUUGAUGUCUCAGGUCUGUUAGCUUGAUUUGGGUUUUGGUAUAAGGUGGAGAAGAUACAGCAGAUGUGAGAACAAGGAGAGUUUCUCUGCUGGGAGGUCAGUCCCAGGUGGUACUGGAGGAAGAAUAGAAGUAGCGGGGGAAGGAGAGGAGGGCUCUUUGUCUUAAGUGUCUCUGAGCUAUGCUGCUCAUCCUCGUGCUGAGAAGCAUCUUUCUUGGGCAAAUGCAAAGAGUUGUUAUGUCCAGGAACUGCUGGUCUGUUCAGCUGAAGUGUUCCUGAGAACUUGUAUGACUGUAGUGACUCAAAUGUCUGCAGCUUUGUUGCGUAAAGGGCAAAAGCACUGGAAACUUGGUGAUUCAUUAGAUAAUGACUGUUUCCAGAACUGGCUCCCAGGAUUGUUGGAGCUGAACACUGAAGUCCAAAUCUGUUUUUCUUUCUUCCCUGGAGUUUUGUCUUGCAGAAGGAUUUGAGUUACGAUUUGGGAGGAAGUGAUAAAGCAAGAAAAUGAAGGGAAUAAAACUAGCCUUAAAAAAGUCCGCAGCUUGUGCUCCUGAAACUGAAUAAAAUAAACACGAGCACCUGAAAAGUAAAAGACAGGAGUGUAGGAAGCACUGCAGCAUCCGGACGCUCAGCAGUGCCUCAGCAAAGCACAGGGUACCAUGGCUGCUCAUGAAUGUGAGUGAGCGCAGUGAGAAAGCGCCAUCCUGCCCUGGCAGGGCACUGCUCGGUGCGGGCAGAGGCUCCCUGGCCCUGAGCUUCUUUUGGCUGCAGCUCAAAAAGCCUCCUUUAUUUUUGGAGCUGUUUGAGAACACCAGCCAUCCUGCUCGCUUGCUUUGCACCCAAACCACGGUGCAGUUCAGUUCAUCUGAUGGGAGCAGUGCCUGUUCUCACCUCACCCCCUUCCCCUGGCACAGCCACCAGGGACCUCGUGGGCCCUCUGUGCUAUGGGCAGCCAUGCUGUAACACAGAGGGAGACAUUCCCUCCUGCUGCUUCAUCCCCAGCGUUUCCAAUGUUACAAGUGGUCACAGAUAAGGCCAGAGGAGCAGCAUGGCUGUUUUCCACAAGGCUGUGCCCCAUGAGUGCCCUGUGACUCCAGCUGCGGCUGCCUCUCAUCCUCUCCAAAGCCUCAGCAUUCAAACCACUGCUUUUAUGUCCCUCGAUUCUCUCUUCUGCUUUCCAAACAAACAAAGCCCUCCAGAAAAUGACUACUUCAUCAGUUCUGUCACUCAAAUAAGAAGGGACUUUUUUUUUUUUUCCAUUUUCUUCCUCUUUCCUCCCAGUGGUUGCUGCUGACACGAGCACAUUUCCUUCCACAAAGGGGAAGGUCUUACUGGAAAGCUGCCUAAGCUUCACCAAGUGUCCUAGGAAUUUAGGGUGGGGGGAUUCUUUGGCAACUGCCUUGCCUUACGGGAUUUGUUUUAUUCUGAAAAUGAACUGCGCAUACUUACAGGUGCCAUCGGGGAGGAGGUGCUCCUUCUCUGUUUAGAAACGGGGUGCCAGUGGUGGACAGAAGAAAAAUUGAAUAACGUGUGGCAGAAAAUAUGUUUAGUGGCCCAGGUGUGUCUGACAGCCAGCUCCUGAUACCUGGAAGUAAAGACGAAAGAGAAGAUUGGAGGGUUUUAAUGUAAUGCCUUGUGCUCUACUCUUUGUGUGAACUUUUUAAUGCAGCUAGGGAGGCUCAGACACCUGAUAAGGGUCUGUGGGGAAGUUCUGACAGCUCUAAGAGCAUCAUCUGUGGUGAGGCAUCCAUCUGUGUUUCCUCCUCGAGCAUCUCUCUCCUCCUCUUCCUGAGGCAUUGCCUGAGUGAAGGCUGAGGCUGGGAUUUGAAGGGACCUGAUGCACCAUUCUGUCAGAUCUGAGUGUCUGGUUUCAUCUGGCUUCUCUCAAAAGCCGAGCUUUAAUCUGGAGUCCUACUUUGUGCUUAAAUCCACUGUUUCGAGCUGCUUCUUCCCUGCCCCAUCAGUGGCACCGCUGAUCUUUUGAGGUGGAGUACUCCAGAGUUAACUCCUCACUUAUCCAUCCGUAGUGACUGUCUUAGUUUUGCUCCAUAAAAGAGGUGAGAUUUCUGGCUACACUGUGUGCCUGUAGGGUAGAAACGUAAGGAAUGGCAAAGCUGACCUCUGUCCUGCUGGGUAGAGUUAAAGCUUUGGGUCACAGGGCAUGGGGAGAUGUAUGUGGAGGAUCUCAGAUUGUUUUCAAGCUAUUUAUAGUGUAGGGGGGGAGUCCUUCCGAAGGAAGUGGAUGUUAAAGUUCAGUAAGGAGUGCUCCAGAUGCACAACUAGAAAUGAACAUCCACAUGAGGGACCAUCACAGGCACAAGAGUUGGUUGGUUUGUCGGGAGCAUGUUUGCAUGGAUGGCUGCAGGUGACUCCAGGAAGGCAGGAAAAGUUAAAAUCAAUGAAAUGCAACGUCAAGAUGACAUAUACCUCAAGCACAGCAUGUACAUCUUGUGCUGCGGUGCCUAGGAUGUCCUGUCCCAAAGGCUGGAUGAGGGCCACCCAAGGACGUGGAGUGAGGGGCUGCAGGUACACCGUCAAAUUAGGAGAAAAUACCCUCUCCCAGCCAGGGUGCUAUCAAAUAUGUAAGAAGGAAAUUGAGGAGAAAAAGUGUUGCCCAGGAUUUUGGGGUACAGAGUGUUAUGAAUGUCCAGGAGGCUCUGAAAAUCCCUGCAGUAGUCAUGGAACGUGUUUGGAUGGUAUACAGCGAAAUGGAACCUGCAUCUGCAAGGAGCAGUACAGUGGUUUUGCCUGCCAGAACUGUCGAGAUGGAAACCGUUUUGGCCCAGACUGCCAGUCAGUGUGUGACUGUGUGCACGGGGAAUGCAACAGCGAUGUCGCUGGGAAGACAAGCUGCACUUGCUAUGGAGGCUACACUGGCCCCAGAUGUGACCAAGAGAUCCCCCUUUGCAAAAGCAUGAGGUGCGAGGCCAACAGUGAAUGCGUGGUCAAGGACGGGACUGCAAUGUGUAACUGCAAGCUGGGCUACAGAAAAAGCGGAAGCGUCUGUGUAGCUCAGGAUCCCUGCACUUCUUCUCCAUGCUCCCCGUUUGCUGUAUGUAAGUUUCUUGGACCAAGAAAGUAUGAGUGUACGUGCAAAGAAGGAUAUCAAGGAGAUGGGAGGGUUUGCCAGCCCAUAAACCCCUGUGUUGAUAACAAUGGAGGCUGCCCAGAAAACUCAACGAAUUGUAUUUACAAAGGUCCAGGACAGGCGUCUUGUGUUUGCAAGCCUGGCAUGAUCGCACGGCCUCCUUCACUGGAAUGUUCUUCAUUUGCCAGUGACUGCCAGACGUAUUUUUGUGAUAUCUCUUCUAAGUGUGAAAUCAAUUCCCAUGGAAAUCCCAGCUGCGUGUGUAAAGAAGGGGAGAUUGGAGAUGCGAGAAGCUGCUACAAAGAUCUCAUGAGUGAGAUAAACAAGCUUAGUUCUCCUGGAAUGUUUAGUAGGAAACUAAGCACCGCCAGGAAGAUGUUUGCUUCUGGUUGUUCAGUGUUGCUGACAAAAUACGGGCCUUUCACUGUCUUCCUACCUUCCCUUCUUCCAAUUAAUGAUAAAAUGGAAUUUAAUGGUACUACUGCUGCAGAUUUGUGCAGGAUGCACAUUGUUCCUGGUCUGCAUUUGAUAGAAGACAUGGCUAAAGCCAAGACUAUGUGGACCUUGUCAGGACAUCGGCUGACAUUCAGUAACCAGGCAUACACCAAGUCAUUUCGAUACCAAGAUGUGCCAGGGGAACUGUACAAUGUUCUUCAGCCAGAUUUCCCAGCAGCCAAUGGUAUUAUACAUGUCGUUGACACCCUGAGGAAAAAACGUAACGCUGACAACAUUGGAAACCCACAGAAAACCAUUGGGGAGAUCCUUGCUUCCACGGAGAUCUUCAGUCGAUUUGAGACUAUCCUGGAGAACUGCGGCCUGCCGGCAAUACUGGAUGGGCCAGGCCCCUUUACUGUGUUUGUACCCAGCAAUGACGGUGUGGAUAAAUUAAGAGAUGGGAGGCUCAUUUAUCUGUUCACAGAGGGCAUAAAUAAGCUCCAGGAACUUGUGAAACACCAUAUCUACGCUUCAGCAGCGAUAACUGUGGAGAAACUGAUAGUGAUGCCACACAUCGUUACCAUGGCUAACCAGAUAUUAUCUAUCAACAUCAGUGCAGAUGGAAGAAUUCUGAUGGACGACUCAGAGAUCCCCUUAAACCUGAGAAACAUUGUGGCAUCAAAUGGUAUUAUUCAUACCGUGGACGGCAUCUUCAUCCCUCCUUCAAUAAUUCCCAUUUUCCCUCACAGAUGUAAUGAAGAACAACACAAAAUUGUGACUGGCUCUUGUGUGGACUGUGAGGCCAUCAACAGCAGUGUUUGCCCACCUGGCAGCAGAGAAAUGGAACUAACGCCAUUCCCAAAAGAAUGUGUCUACAUCCAUGAUCCACAAGGACUGAAUGUCCUGAAGAGGGGGUGUGCCCGGUACUGCAAUCAGACCAUCGUGAAACCUGGGUGCUGUGAAGGAUUCUUUGGUCCAGACUGCACACCGUGCCCAGGGGGAUAUACCAACCCAUGCUAUGGCCGGGGAAAUUGCAGCGAUGGCAUAGAUGGGAAUGGCAACUGCCAGUGUUUUGAAGGUUUCAAAGGAAUAGCCUGCCACAUCUGUUCAAACCCAAACAAACAUGGCGAGAACUGCGAUGAAGAUUGUGGCUGUGUCCAUGGUGUGUGUGACAACAGGCCUGGCAGUGGGGGUGUGUGUCAGUCCUGGUCCUGCAAGGAAGGCUAUACUGGGAAGUUCUGUGACAGGACCUCCAAGAAUUGUGGCCCAAGUGGGCUGUCCCAGUACUGCCAUCAGAAUGCUGUCUGCAGCCUCAAUGACACAGCAAGGUGUAUCUGCAUGGAUGGAUAUGAAGGUGAUGGGUUUUCCUGCCAGCCCAUUGAUCUGUGCAGCCAGCCAGAACGAGGAGGCUGUUCCCCGAAUGCCCUGUGCACCAGUACUGGCCCUGGCAAUGCCACCUGCCAGUGCAACGUGGGCUGGACUGGAGAUGGGAAGGCCUGUGUGGCUAUAGACAACUGCAUGCAGGAGAGCAGAGGGAACUGUCACAUCCAUGCCGACUGCAUUUAUAUCGGCCCUGGUCAGAGUAAGUGUGUCUGUAAGAGAGGUUAUGCUGGCGAUGGCCACAACUGCGAUGCAAUCAACCCAUGCCUCAUGGACAACGGUGGCUGCCAUGACCUGGCCAUUUGUGUACCCCUUGGAGGAGGGGAGAGGUCUUGUGCCUGCCCUGAAGGCUAUGUUGGAGAUGGCAUGACAUGCUAUGGGGAUGUUCUGAAAGAGCUGGCCGGGAGUUCCCACUUUGCAGGCUUCUAUGGUUGGGUUAAGAAAUCUCUCUUCAGCAUCCCAGCAGGAACCAAUGUCACUGUCCUGGUGCCAUCAGAGGAAGCUAUCAAAAGCUUGAACAGCAGUGAGAAAGAUUUCUGGCUGACCCCCUACAUGCUGCCAUUUCUAGUCAGGGCCCACUUUCUUGAAGGUGUCUUCACUGAUGAAAAGCUCAAAAAGUACGACAGGCCAGAAUUACCCACCCUCAACCCACGGACCAGAUGGCAGAUAAACACUGAGAGCGGUGUAUUCACCAUUCAGAAUGCAAGUCUUGUUGUCAGUAACAUCCCUGCCAGCAAUGGCAUCAUUCAUAUACUCAGCAAGGUUUUGUUGCCACCUUUAGGAGAUGUCCCACCCAUUCCACCAGGGCUGCAGAAACAGCUCGAUGCAGUUGCCUCAUUCAGCACAUUCAAGAAGCUGCUAGAGCAAUACCAGCUCAUUGGAAAAAUCGAGUCCUCUGAAAAAUACACAGUCUUUGUUCCUGGAAAUAAUUCCAUCGAGGAGUACUGCCGUGCUGCCAAUGUGACACAGUUGGACAAUGAGACAGUGCAGUUCCACAUUGUACUGGGAGAGAAACUCUUGCCGGCAGAUUUGAGAAGUGGAGUCCAUAAGAACAGCAUGUUAGGGCUCUCCUACUGGUUAAUGUUUUAUCAAAACAGCACCCAGAAGUUUGUCAAUAAUAUUCCUUUGGAUGGAAAACUCUUUGAGACGAGGAAUGGCAUACUAAUCGGGGUUUCACAGGUCCUCCAGAUACAGAAGAAUCGUUGCACUGCCAAUACCACCACUAUACAAAAGUCAAGGUGCGGCAAAUGUGAGAAGGGGAUCAAGUGUCCUCCAGGAUCAGUUCUUGUGGAAUUUCCAGGAAGCAAGAAUCUCCCUCGCUGUGAACUGCGCUCUGGGGACACUGGUUGCCAUUUCAUCUGUGCAAAAGUUUCUCUGAAGUCUGUCUGCUGCCCCGGCUACUACGGACACAUGUGUGAGAUGUGCCCAGGAAAGCCAGGCCAGUGGUGCUCCGGGAAUGGGGAAUGCCUGGACGGCAUCGAGGGCAGCGGAGAGUGCCAAUGUCUGGAAGGUUUCCAUGGCACUGCUUGUGAAAUGUGUGAAGUGGGCCGGUAUGGAGCUGACUGCAAAUCAGAAUGUGCCUGUGACAAUGGCAUAUGCAACGAUGGACUGCAAGGAGAUGGGAGCUGUGAUUGCUUUCCUGGGUGGAAGGGCCCAACCUGCCAAGAAAGAAUUGAGGUGGACUUAUGCAAUGGCACUUGCCAUCAGAUGGCUAACUGCCUGAAUGCCUCCAUGGAUUCCCCACCUAUGUGUUUCUGCUCUGCCGGAUACACAGGGAAUGGGACACACUGCACAGAAAUAGAUCCAUGCACUAUCGAUCAUGGUGGCUGCUCCAUACAUGCUGUGUGUACUAAAGUGUCCCCAGGAGAGAGAACCUGUGUCUGCAAGGAAGGCUAUGCUGGCGAUGGGACGCUCUGCAGGGAAAUUGAUCUUUGUCUUGAAAGCAGCGGGAAUUGCCACACCAACGCAGAGUGUGUUAAAACAGGCCCAGGGAAGGUUGCCUGUAACUGUCUUCCUGGUUACAGUGGGGAUGGUGUGAGACGGUGCAACCCCAUCAACUUGUGUGAACAGAACAACGGAGGCUGUAGUCCCUUUGGGCUCUGCAAAUACACAGGCCCUGGCACUCGAAACUGUUCCUGCUCUUGGCACAGCAUUGGAGAUGGCUUCACCUGCCGUGGUAAAGUUUAUCAGGAGCUCGCAAGGAUAGAAGAUGCAUCUGUGUUCUUUAAGAUGAUACUGGCAGAAAAAAACAAGGAGCUCAGUGGGGCAGGGCCUUUCACUGUCUUCGUCCCACGGGCAGACUUCAUAGGAAACUCUACAACAUUUGAGGAGUGGAAGAGCAGAGGUCUCCUCCAGGAGCUGCUUCGCUACCACAUGGUGGGAUGCCAGAAAUUGCUGUUGAGUGACCUGGAAGCCCAGGAGUCCCUCACAUCUUUAUCUGGCCACACAAUAAAGAUCACCAAGAAAGAGAAUAGCAUCUAUCUCAAUGAUGAAGCCAAAGUGGUCAUGAGUGACAUCAUCGGUGUGAACGGGGUCAUUCAUUUCAUCAACAAGAUCCUCAUUCCAAGUGACCUGGUGAGCCGUAACAUUUCCUCACAGAUCUCACAGCUGAACAUCACAGAAGCAGCAGAGACCUUUGGGUACACCAUUUAUAGCAAGUUGCUGAAGGAUGCGGAGCUGCUGCCGCUGAUCAGUAACCCCCUGCACAGACCCUUCACCAUGCUCUGGCCUACAGAUGCUGCAUUUAAUGCUCUCCCGGAGAAAAGGCAGCAGUGGCUGUACCACAGGGAGCACCGGGGCAUGCUGGCCUCCUACCUCAAGGCACACAUGAUCAGAGACACGAAGAUUGUUGCUGGUAACAUGCCCCAGGUCAAGUCCGUACGGACCAUGCAUGGCUCCACUGUCUCGUUCAGCUGCAGCAGAACCCAUGUGGGAGAGCUUCUGGUGGGAAGUGGUGAUGCUGUGAUCAUCCAGAGGCACAUGGAAUUCCAUGGGGGCAUUGCUUAUGGCAUAGACAGGCUGUUAGAGCCACCAGACCUGGGAUCUCGCUGCGAUGAGUUCAUCUCUGUGGAGCUGAAGGGAUCGAUGGAGAGCUGUGGACCCUGUGGCUUCGAGCCGCCCUGCCCUGCUGGCUCAGUGCAACGGGGGGGAACCUGGGGCUGCCACUAUUUCGAAAACCAACUGUUCAGGAACACUUUUCUGUUUCGCCAUAACCACCCAUUGCGGCCAUCCUGGUCUUCCUCCCCGUGGGAACCUUUCAGAAGACACUUCUCUUCCAGGGGGCCUCUGAAACGAGGCUGCAGGAGGAACUGCAUUUCCACCCAGUGGGUCCCCCAGUGCUGCAAGAACCACUAUGGCCGCGACUGCCAGGCCUGCCCGGGGGGGCUUGAGGCGCCGUGUGGGAACCGUGGGACCUGCGAUGACAGUAUCAGUGGCUCGGGGCGGUGCAACUGCAGCCAGGCCUUCAUCGGGACCAGCUGUGAGCUGUGCGCACCGGGCAGAUAUGGGCCCCAGUGCCGAGAGUGUAAUUGCACUGAGCAUGGCGUGUGCAAUGGAGGGCUGCACGGCGAUGGCUUUUGCUUCUGUGCCGAGGGCUGGACUGGAGAGCGCUGCGAAGUCCGUCUGGCCGUGAAGCCCACCUGCUCACCGCCGUGCCACCCCCAGGCCUCCUGCCGCGCUGGCAACCUCUGUGAAUGUGACAUGCACUAUGAAGGGGAUGGCAGAGCCUGCACAGCCAUUGACAUGUGUAGCCAGGACAACGGUGGCUGUGCCACGCAUGCUGCCUGCACGCAGCUUGGUGUCAACGUCUCCUGCACCUGUGCUGCGGGGUACUGGGGUGACGGCUACGUCUGCGAGCCCAUUGACCACUGUGCAGAUGGCAGGAAUGGGGACUGCAGCGAGCAUGCACACUGCAUCAGCACCGGGCCGAACAAGCGGCGCUGCGAGUGCAAGAGGGGCUACAUCGGUGAUGGGAUCCAGUGCCUGGAGGAGGCCGUGCCCCCUACGGACCGGUGCCUGGACAGCAAUGGGCAAUGCCACCGGGAGGCCAUCUGCACCGACCUGCACUUCCAUGAUAAGACCAUGGGUGUAUUCCAUCUGCAGUCACCCCGAAAGAAGUACGACUUCACCUACGUGCAGGCACAGGAGGCGUGUGCUGCAGAGGGGGCCGCCCUGGCCACAUUCCAGCAGCUGGCGGCCGCGCAGCAGAUGGGGUUCCACCUGUGCUUGGUGGGGUGGAUGGACAACGGCACCGCCGGUUACCCCACGGCUUUCCCCACCCCGAGCUGCGGCUCCAACCACGUGGGCAUCGUGGAUUACGGCCCCCGCAACAACCUCAGCGAGACCUGGGACGCCUUCUGCUACCGCGAGAAGGACGUGACGUGCGUGUGCCCCGACGGCUUCGUGGGGGACGGUACGUGGUGCCGCGGCCGCCUGCCCGACGUGCUGGCCGAGGACGCGCGUUUCUCCACCUUCUACUCCCUGCUGCUCGCUUUUGCCAACGGCUCGGCAGAAGGGCUGGAGUUUUUCACCUAUUUGUCCGACGACUCCGCUCCCAAAACGCUUUUUGUCCCCGUGAAUUCUGGCUUCGCGGAGAACGAGACGCUGUCCGGGGAGGAGCUGCAGCUGCACGCCUCGGCUCUGCUGCUCUUCAGCUUCGACCUCACCGCGGGAACCGCCGUCCCGUCCCGGGCGGGGCGCGACCUCCGCGUGUCCGCCCUCCCGCCGGGCAACGGCUCCGCGCGCUCCGAAACCACGGGGAUCGACGACUCCGCCGUCGUGGAGUGGGACAUCGCGGCCGCCAACGGCGUCAUCCACGCCCUCGCCGAGCCGCUGCGGCUGCCCCCGCCCGCGGCGCAGCUCGAGCAGGUGGGCGGAGGGACGCGCGCUGCCGGCGCGGCCGCGGGGGCCGUGGCGGCGCUGUGCGUGGCGCUGGCGGGGGCGGCCGCCGCGGGCACCGCGUACUGCGUGAAGCGGCGCCGACGGGACGGGCAGUUCGGGUACCUGCAGGCCGACCUGCGCGAGGACGAGGACGCCGAGGAGGAGGAGCGCUCGCGAGGAAAGGCGGAGCCGCGCGCCGACAGGGCCCGCCCCCAGCGCCGCUUGGUCGCCAUCCCCAACCCGCUGUACGGCGGCCACGCCUCCGACUACGAACCGCUGCACGACGCGCUGCUGCAGGAUCCCGCGGGCCCCGGAGACCUGCAGUGACGGACCCGGCUGCGGCGCGGCCCCGCGGGCGCAGACAAAUAAAGAGCUCCGCCCCGCAGCCUCA